GACUGGAAGAAACGAGGGGUUUACCUUUGCCUGUAGCGGUGAACAUGUGAGUUUAAAAGUUACGCAACAGUUUGUAAAGUAUAUGUAUCACCCGGUCUGUGUGUUAUGUGAGGGUUGCCAUUGUCCGGCUCAAGAAGAGGGAGGAUGGCGAUCGAUAUGGAGCCAAUAAACAAAGAUGCGAAAAGCAACCCGGCAGCCAAUGCUAAUUUAUUUUCAAAGAUAUUCUUCUGCUGGCUGAAUCCUCUUUUCAGCAUCGGAUCUAAGAGGAGGCUUGAAGAAGAUGAUAUGUUCAAUGUGCUUCCAGAGGAUCAGUCCAAAAUACUUGGGGAGGAACUGCAGAGUUAUUGGAACCAAGAAGUGACUAAAGCAACCAAAGAACUCCGGACACCAAAACUCUCAAAAGCUAUUAUCAAGUGCUUCUGGAAGCCGUAUGCAGUUCUGGGAAUAUUCACUUUAAUAGAGGAGGCGAUUCAUGUGGUACAACCAGUGUUUUUGGGAAAACUCAUAAAUUAUUUUGAGCGCUAUGACCCUGAUGACACGGCAGCAUUGCACGUGGCGUAUGGGUAUGCAGGAGGUGUAUCUUUCUGCGCCAUGUGUCUGGCGUUACUACACCACCUUUACUUUUACCACGUCCUACGAGUAGGAAUGAAAAUGCGCAUCGCAAUGUGUCACAUGAUCUACAAGAAGGCAUUAUGUCUUAGUGCCACGGCAAUGGGAAAGACGACCACGGGGCAGAUUGUUAAUCUCUUGUCCAAUGAUGUCAACAAGUUUGAUGAGGUGACUAUUUUUCUGCACUUCCUGUGGGUGGGGCCACUCCAGGCUGCAGCUGUGGUCGGCUUGCUCUGGCAAGAGAUCGGACCGUCAUGCCUCGUUGGCAUGGUGGUUCUGGUCUUUCUUAUGCCGCUUCAGACCAUGUUUGGAAAACUGUUUUCUAAGUACAGGACCAAGACGGCAGGUCUCACAGACAGUAGGAUACGCACAAUGAAUGAGGUGGUGUCUGGCAUGCGUAUAAUCAAGAUGUAUGCCUGGGAAAAACCAUUUGCGACGCUUGUCGGUGACGUACGAAGUAAGGAGAUUUCGAAAAUCAUGAGUAGCAGUUAUCUGCGUGGACUUAACAUGGCCUCGUUCUUUGUGGCGAGUAAAUUCAUUCUGUUUGUGACCUUCACCGUGUACGUGCUGGUGGGAAACACCAUCACGGCCAGUCGCGUGUUCGUGGCUGUGUCGCUGUACACGGCCGUCCGCCUCACCGUCACUUUAUUUUUCCCCUCUGCGAUCGAGAAGGCGGCUGAAGCGGCCGUCAGCAUCAAGAGAAUUAAGAAGUUUCUUCUACUGGAUGAGCUGAAGGAUCACUCUCAGAGGUCAGUGUCCCAGGAUUCAUUGUCUAAUGAGGAGAAGGAGGCAUCUGUGGAGCUGCAGGAUCUCGUAUGUUACUGGGACCAGACUCUGGACUCUCCAACACUCCAAAAUCUGUCCUUUACUGUAAGACCGGGUCAGCUUUUGGCCGUUAUUGGUCCUGUGGGGGCUGGCAAGUCGUCUCUGCUCAGCACUGUUCUGGGUGAACUUCCGGCUGAUAAGGGCAUGAUAAAGAUCAAAGGUGCGCUGACGUACGCUUCUCAGCAGCCGUGGGUCUUUCCCGGCACCAUUCGGAGCAACAUCCUGUUCGGGAAAGAGCUGGAGCCCCAGAGAUAUGAGAAGGUCCUUCGAGCUUGUGCGCUUAAGAGGGACAUGGAGCUGCUUCCUGAUGGUGACUUGACCUUGAUCGGAGACAGAGGAGCGACUCUUAGCGGUGGCCAGAAAGCUCGAGUCAACCUGGCCAGAGCCGUGUAUCAGGACGCUGACAUCUACCUGCUGGACGAUCCAUUGAGCGCAGUGGACGCAGAAGUAGGCCGACACCUGUUUGAACAGUGUAUCUGUGGGUUUCUGAAGCACAAGCCCAGGAUCUUGGUUACUCACCAGCUCCAGUACCUGAAGGCCGCAGAUCAGAUCCUUGUUUUAAAGGAGGGACACAUGGUGGCACGCGGGUCAUAUUCUGAACUUCAACGUUCGGGAGUGGAUUUCACCUCUCUGCUGAAGAAGGAAGAGGAAGAUGAGACCGUAGGCGAGAAAGGAGAACCUCCUCGCUCGCCCCGCAUUCGAACCUUGUCACAGAAUUCCGUCCGUUCACAGACGUCCUCAGUUCUGUCCGUUAAAGAUGAAUCCGAUCAACUUCCGAUGGAGACCGUGCACACCAUGGUAGAAGAAAGUCGCUCGGAAGGAACCAUCGGCCUCCGUUUGUAUUGGAAAUAUUUCCGAGCUGGAUCCAACGUAUUCAUCCUGGUCUUCAUCGCGAUCCUCAACCUCCUCGCACAGGUUUCUUAUAUUGUUCAGGACUGGUGGCUUGCAUAUUGGGCCUCAGAACAGGAGAAGCUUGACAAUCCUUUUAUUAACGACACUAGUAAUAACAUCAAUUCGACCAACAUCACUGAUAUAGGCGGUCAAAAGCCGGAGCUGGACCUGAACUUCUAUCUGGGUAUCUACGCAGGUUUAACCGUGGCCACCAUCGUCUUUGGCUUCAUGCGCUGUUUGUAUAUGUUUCACUCUCUGGUGAGCUCGGCGCAGACGUUACACAGCCGAAUGUUUAACUGCAUCCUGAGGACCCCAGUGCGUUUCUUUGACAUCAACCCUAUUGGAAGAAUUCUCAACCGGUUCUCCAAAGACAUCGGCCAGCUUGAUUCCCAACUUCCUUGGACAUUUGUGGAUUUUGUGCAGGUGUUUCUGCAGGUCCUUGGCGUCAUCGCUGUGGCAGCUUCAGUAAUACCUUGGAUUCUGAUUCCCGUGCUGCCUCUUUUGAUUUGCUUCCUGUUUCUGCGGCGCUACUUCCUGCGGACGUCACGAGACAUCAAGCGACUCGAAUCCACGACACGAAGUCCUGUAUUCUCCCACCUGUCGUCCUCCCUUCAAGGCUUGUGUACUAUUCGUGCCUUUAAAGCGGAAGAAAGAUUUCAGCAAACCUUCGAUGCUCAUCAAGAUCUGCACUCGGAGGCUUGGUUCCUGUUUCUGUCCACCUCGCGAUGGUUUGCUAUACGCUUGGAUGUAAUGUGCGCCGUGUUUGUGACCAUCACAGCCUUCGGAUGUCUUCUGCUGAAAGACAGUAUGGAGGCAGGUGCGGUAGGGUUGGCUUUGUCUUACGCUGUCACACUUAUGGGAAUGUUUCAGUGGGGCGUCAGGCAGAGCGCUGAAGUGGAGAACUUGAUGACCUCGGUAGAGAGAGUGGUCGAGUACACGGAGCUAGAGAGCGAAGCCCCAUGGGAAACCCAAAAGCGCCCCCCUCCCGAUUGGCCAAAUCGAGGUCUGAUAACAUUCGACAGGGUCAACUUCUCCUAUAGUUCGGAUGGACCUGUAGUCCUCAAAAACAUCUCAGCCAUGUUCAGACCCAGAGAGAAGAUUGGAAUCGUCGGGCGAACCGGCGCGGGGAAAAGUUCCCUGAUAUCAGCUCUCUUCCGGUUGACGGAGCCAGAAGGCAAGAUCUUCGUAGAUGGGGUGUUAACCUCUGAGAUCGGCCUGCAUGAUCUUCGGCAGAAGAUGUCCAUCAUCCCGCAGGAUCCGGUGUUGUUCACGGGAACCAUGAGGAAGAACUUGGAUCCCUUCGGCCAGCACUCGGACCAGGACCUGUGGAACUCUCUGGAAGAGGUCCAGCUGAAGUCAGUUGUGGAGGAGCUGCCUAGUAAACUCGAGACAGAAUUGGCCGAAUCAGGAUCGAACUUUAGCGUGGGUCAACGUCAGCUCGUCUGUCUCGCAAGGGCCAUCCUGAGGAAGAACCAAAUUCUCAUCAUCGACGAGGCCACUGCAAAUGUUGACCCUAGGACAGACGAAUUGAUCCAGAAAACCAUCCGUGAGAAGUUUAAGGAAUGCACCGUUCUUACCAUAGCGCACAGACUCAACACUAUUAUAGACAGCGAUCGGAUCAUGGUUCUGGAUGCAGGUCGGAUCAACGCGUAUGACGAUCCCUUCGUUCUCCUAAAGAACCAGGACGGCAUUUUCUACAAGAUGGUCCAGCAGACAGGAAAGGCAGAGGCGGCAUCGCUGUUGCACACUGCCAAACAGGCUUACUUGAACCGCAGCCCAUCCCACCAACUCAACGGCUUUGCCACCACAGGAGAUGGCAGCCUGGUUAUCUUCGAGACGGCACUGUAACGAGCAUGUGCCCGCUAAGUGCUUAAUCUACACGGGGCACGGUCGCUUCCAGCCACCCCGGCAUUGUCCUUCUGCGGGGGACGAUGGGGCAAAGGUUCUGCCCCGGGUCACCACUGAGAGAUCUCUGCUCGGUCAGGCUGAGCAGAACCGGGGAGGUUUACGUGUGCUCGUAUUCGCCAACCACUCCAAAGAGGAACGAGCUAAUACUCCAGCAUUAUGAUUCCUCCAAUGCACUGUAGUAUACAGGAUGUUUUUUUUAUAUAUACGUGCCUUAUUUAAGUGUAGUACCAGGACUUAUAAAGUCUCACAUGGGCCAAAGAGAUAAAAACUUGCCUUUGCUUAAAACUAAACUGUAAGCCAAACUGAAACUGCUGCUUGGAUAUACCGGUGCCUCUAUGUAUUAAAAACAACAUAAGAUGCAACACCACCAGCUUUUAGAUGACCGAAACACGGUCAGGUUUAAAAGAGAGACCUUUUUGUUUGUUUACUCCACCUACUUCAAUAUCAAUAUAUAAUGCACAUGCAUUAUAUGCAUUAUAUUUAUGUAUUUAAUUGAAAAUUGAAAGUGUUGAAAACCAUCAGUUUCUUGUGCAAUACAGACAAGACUGAAAACUUUUUGGUUUAAUUUUAUGAACGUGUAAUGCAGUCUUUAAUUUGAAAAAAAUAAUUUUUUUUGUGGAUUUGAAAGCGUGAGAUGAACUGUGAAUUUAUUUAAUAUAAUUUUUCUCAGAUGCUGAGAUGAUUUAUAUUUUAAUAUCUUUAUUAUUUCCUUUAAGGGAAUGACCGAUUUGUGCUUUAAUUUUUAUAGGGGAAUACAAAGAGAAUGUUGUACCUACCUAAAAUAUUCCCAAUUAAUCCCGACACCUUAAUUCAACAAAUACAUUUAAUUUGGCCUCCUAAUUGACUUAAUAAAUAUGACAUUAUGGCAAAUGUUGUCAUAUUUGCUCAGCGAUAGACUUUAUCCAAUGAAAAAAUGCAUGACGUGGUUUUGCAUUUUAAGUUUUGUCCUGUGAUAAGUUUACAUAACUUUAUAAAAACAGGUCGAAAUUGUUUAACUUAAUUUAUUAAGUUAAAGGAACAAAAAAUUCUGUUGAUUUGAUUUUCGAUGCAUUUACCAUGUGUACGAGUACACAUUCGGGAACCAAAAUCAUUUUAAAACAUCUUACUUUUACAAACUAGGGAAUGUAACUCGCUCAAAAUGGGUUUUUGAAAAACACUACACUGAAAAAUGCUGGGUUGUUUUUAACCUAUGGCUGGGUUAGUAUUGGACAGAACACAUGGUUGGGUUAUUUUAACCCAAAUGCUGGAUUGCAUUGAAAUAAAUCAGCAUUUUUUUAAUGAAACUGCCUUAUUUUGGGAAUAUUAAAUUCUGCUUUUUUUUUAAUUACGCAUUAUGUGUUAAUUUAUAAAUGUGUUCAAUUUAUGAAAUUAUUAAAUGAUUGAGUCACAUCUGCUCUGGUAUUUGUACCUGUAUGUGGUCAGUAAAAUAUCUGUUUGCACUGCCAA
Paramisgurnus dabryanus is the source of this 5679-nucleotide messenger RNA. RefSeq names its product ATP binding cassette subfamily C member 4 (PEL blood group) (gene abcc4). Gene Ontology annotation, molecular function: ABC-type transporter activity; chloride channel activity; ATP binding. NCBI's taxonomy places the organism in Eukaryota, Metazoa, Chordata, Actinopteri, Cypriniformes, Cobitidae. Gene Ontology annotation, biological process: monoatomic ion transport; transmembrane transport. Gene Ontology annotation, cellular component: plasma membrane. The record is from RefSeq and is a predicted model, not a curated record.